GUCACUGACAGGAAAUACAUAGUGUUCCGAAGGUUCUGUAUAUUCCGAGCCCAGCAUGAUCAAUUCUGCGGUGAUGAAGUCUCUUCGGGAGGAUUUCAAUUACUACUAUAAACACUUCUUCUUUCUACAUUUUGCUCUAAUCUUUGGCACGCCACUUGUGCUUUGGCACGGAUUCAGGAACGUGGAGCUUCAGCCCAAAACUGUCGUCUUAUCAUUGGUCCUAUUCCCAAUAUACGGUAUAGCGAUUGCAGCUGGUUACCACCGGCUGUGGUCGCAUAGAUCCUACCGGGCCUGUCUAGCCCUCCGAUAUUUCCUAGCCAGCGCUGGUGCUGGGCAAUUCCAAUGGUCCAUACUCUGGUGGGCUAGACAUCACCGCGCGCAUCAUCGCUACCUGGAUUCCGAAAAGGACCCAUACAACGCUCGCAGGGGAUUACUUUAUUCCCACAUUGGCUGGUUAAUCGGGUACAACCCGGAUGCGUGGGGCAAGGCCGAUGUGUCGGACCUGGAGAAAGACCCCGUAGUGGUCUGGCAGCAACGCUACUAUGUCCUCAUCGCGGUGAUUGCGGGUCUUCUGGUGCCGGCUACGAUCGCCCAUGUUGGCUGGAACGACUGGUGGGGAGGAUUCUUCUACGCCGGAGGCUUUCGGCUAUAUAUCUACCUACACUUCACUUUCCUACUCAAUUCCCUGGCCCACUACGCCGGCGAUCAACCUUACUCGACCGAACACACCCCCAGGGACAAUCUUCUGUUGGCACUGGUCACGUCUGGGGAGGGCUACCACAACUUUCACCAUACGUUUCCGGCAGACUAUCGAAGCGGUGUCCAUUGGUAUGCGUUUGAUCCGAGCAAGUGGUUCAUCUGGUCGUGCACGGAACUCGGACUUGCUUCCAGUCCAUUCCGGACACCAGAACGGGAUAUAAAGUUCGCAGUGGAGAAGAAUCAUAUGGGGAAAACGAAAGCCAACCAUCAGGUCUUGUAAUAGCCACAGCAGGUUGAGGUUAUGAGAGGCUGUCAUGGGGCGGAGGAAGAGGUAUGGAAACGUAUCUAUCUUCCCCACUCAAGCUGCUGCCCUAUAUGGUGACCCUAAGUGGGCCUAAUAUAGUAGGAAGGCUACGUAUUCCUAUA
Messenger RNA from Aspergillus candidus, 1125 nucleotides. Its product is annotated as acyl-CoA desaturase. The transcript has 2 exons. NCBI's taxonomy places the organism in Eukaryota, Fungi, Ascomycota, Eurotiomycetes, Eurotiales, Aspergillaceae. The record is from RefSeq and is a predicted model, not a curated record. Gene Ontology annotation, cellular component: endoplasmic reticulum membrane. Gene Ontology annotation, biological process: unsaturated fatty acid biosynthetic process. Gene Ontology annotation, molecular function: iron ion binding; stearoyl-CoA 9-desaturase activity. The coding region runs from base 56 to 979 and encodes 307 amino acids.